UAUAAUUUUCAGAAGGAAAAAGAAAAGAUAGAAUAGGCAAUGCGUGAUGCAGCGUAGACUCCUUCCUGCUGGCUCCAUUCUCCAACACUUACUCGCCGGUAUUCUCACCAACACUUACUCUUCCCUUCAUAAAUCAUAAUCCAACGUUGUAUAAUCAUCACAAUGCCUCGAGGGUCCUUGAAAAGUGAGAAUCAAGAUGUCUCUAAUCUUGAAGAGCCCCUUUUGGAUCAUGUUGAUUCUUGUUCAAAUAGCAAGGUUAAGGCUAGAGGGUGUGAUACAGUAACUCCUUACGAAAAUGCUGGUCUUUUACGUACUCUUUUUUUUUCUUGGCUAACUCCAUUACUUGCUCUUGGUGUUGAGAAAAACACCUUAGACCUUGACGAUAUCCCUCAACUAGGCAUUUCUUAUAGCGUAUUUGGAGCAGUUCCCGUGUUCCAAAGUAGGCUUCUUCAUAAUGUUGGUGGUACUCGUAAGAAUAGAGUUGUAACUACUGAGUUCAGGCUUACAAAGGCAUUCUUCUUGUCGGUUUGGAAGGAAAUUAUUUGGACAGCUUUAUUGGCUAUAUUAUACACAUUAGCUCAAUAUAUUGCUCCAUAUCUCAUUGAUGAUUUUGUUCAAUGUCUUAGUGGGAGGGAGAUAUUUCAUAAUCAAGGCUACAUUCUUGCUUUAACGUUUUGUACCUCAACUUUUCUUGUGGAUUUCAUACGAAGACACUGGAUCUUUAAGAUGCAACAAAUUGGACUUAGAAUUCGUGGGGUGAUAACUGUAAUGCUCUAUGAAAAGUGUUUGGCCCUUCCCUCCGCAUCAUCACAAUUGCAAGGCGAUCAGGGUGGUAGUAGGAGUGGAGGAGAACUUAUUAAUGCCGUGGCUGUUGAUGUCGAGAAAAUUCAAGGUUUCAUUGUCUACUUGCAUGAUACAUGGUUGAUCUUUUUCCAAAUUUCUAUAGCACUGCUUAUUUUAUACAGUAAGUUGGGAGUUCUUGCCUCUGUUGGUGCAUUCGUUGUAACAUUUAUUUUUAUGGUAGCAAAUUCUUUAUUUAUCACAUGGCAGAAAAAGUUUCAAAAGAAAUUAAUGGAAUCUAAGGAUAACAGAAUGAAGGUUACUAUUGAGACGUUAAGGAAUAUGAGAGUUCUUAAGUUUCAAGGAUGGGGGAUGAGUUUUUUGUCUAAGAUUCUUCAAAUAAGAAAGGUUGAGAUGCAAUGGUUGAAGAAGUAUCUAUACAGUUCAGUAGUGAUAAGUUUUUUUUAUGGAAUAGGUCCAACGUCUGUGGCUUUGGUUACUUUUAGUUCUUGUAUAUAUAUUGGAAUCCCACUCGAAAUGGGGCAGAUUUUGUCCGCACUUGCAACCUUUCGGGUUCUUCAAGAGCCUAUCUUCCUCCUCCCCGAUACAAUAUCCUUACUCGUUCAAGCCAAGGUUUCCCUUGGAAGAAUUGCCUCUUUUCUUUCUCUUGAUGUGAUCCAAUAUGAUGGUUUAGCGAAGCUUCCAUUGGGUAGUUCUGAUAUAUCAAUUGAGAUUGUUGAUGGGAACUUUACAUGGGAUAAUAAUUCACCACAUGCCAAUCCAACAUUAAAAGAUAUAAACCUUAAAGUAUAUCAUGGUAUGAAGGUUGGCAUAUGUGGUAUUGUUGGUUCAGGCAAGUCGAGCUUACUUUCUUGCAUUUUGGGUGAAAUGCCUAAGAUAACAGGAGCAAUUAAGUUGUGUGGGACGAAGGCUUAUGUUGCACAGUCACCUUGGAUACAAAGUGGUACAGUUCAAGAGAACAUAUUGUUUGGGAAGGAGAUGGACCCUCAAAGAUAUGAUCAAGUACUUGAAGCUUGUUGUCUUAAGAAGGACUUGGAGAUCCUCUCAUUUGGUGAUCAAACUGUUAUUGGUGAAAGAGGUAUCAAUCUAAGUGGAGGACAGAAGCAAAGAAUACAAAUUGCUCGUGCUCUCUACCAUGAUGUAGAUAUCUAUCUAUUUGAUGAUCCUUUUAGUGCUGUUGAUGCUCAUACUGGUUCUCAUUUAUUUAAGGAAGUUUUGCUUGGUCUUCUGAGGGAGAAAACUGUUAUAUAUGUUACUCAUCAAGUUGAGUUCUUAAACGCUGCCGAUCUAAUUGUGGUCAUGAAAAAUGGAAGGAUUGCACAAGUUGGGAAGUACGAUGACAUCCUUGUUCAAGGGUCCGAUUUUAUACAACUUGUAGGUGCACAAAGUGCUGCUCUGUCGUCUACACUUGAUUCCAACAAGGCAUUUCAUAAUUCUGCAGACGACACAGCAAGUAUCAUCAAUGUGGAUGGUGAAGCAGAUAAUGAACCUGCUGGAUUGCCACCUGCAUCACAACUCAUAUCAGAAGAAGAAAGAGAGAGGGGAAGAGUCGGAUUUCUAGUCUAUUGGACAUACAUUACAACUGCAUAUGGAGGGGUUCUAGUGAUUCUUGUAGUUCUAGCCUCAAUUAUCUUACAAAUUCUUCAAAUAGGGAGCAAUUAUUGGUUAGCAUGGGCAUCUCCAUCGUCAAAGGAUGUUAGACCUGUUGUUAGUGGAUCCACACUAAUGAUUGUCUAUGCAUCCUUGGCCAUUGGCAUAUGUUUCUGCACCUUUGUUGUAGACAUGCUUGUUCUUGCCACAGGAUACAAAACUGCUACCCUACUUUUCAAUAGAAUGCUUGCGACCAUUUUCCGUGCUCCUAUGUCCUUUUUUGAUGCUACACCUACUGGAAGAAUUCUCAACAGAUGUUCAACAGAUCAAAGUUCUGUGGAGACUCGAAUUCCGUCCCUACUUCAUGGCCUUAUUUUUGACAUCGUCCAACUUCUGGGAAUUAUUGCUGUGAUGUCUACAGUAGCAUGGGAGGUUUUGGUCAUAUUCGUCCCCUUGCUUUUCGCUUCCAUCUUGUAUCAGCAAUACUAUAUGCCUGCAUCAAGAGAACUAUCGAGAUUGAGUCGAGUUUGCGAAGCUCCUGUUAUUCAAUAUUUUACUGAAACAAUUUCUGGAAUAUCAACUAUUAGGAGCUUUGAUCAAGAGUCAAGAUUCCAAUCAACUUAUAUGAAAAUAGUAGAUGCAUAUUCUCGCCCUGAGUUCCAACUUGCUGCCGCAAUGAAAUGGCUAAUGUUGCGGCUGGAUAUAUUCUCUUGCAUUACAUUUGCCUUCCUUUUGGUUCUCAUGAUGUACUUUGCAGAAAGCUUAGAUCCUGCAAUUGCAGGGUUAGCUGUGAUGUAUGGGCUCACCCUUAACCAGAGCCUAAUUGCGCUAAUAUGGAGUUUCUCCCAUUGUGAAAACAAAAUGAUAACGGUGGAGAGAAUUCUUCAAUACAUGACCAUUCCAAGUGAGGCUCCUCUUAUCAUAGAAGAAAACAGGCCGGAUUGUUCUUGGCCAUCACAUGGGGAAGUCGGUAUUCAUCAUUUGCAGGUCCAGUAUGCUCCACAUUUGCCACUUGUUCUACACGGUGUGACAUGCACGUUUCCGGGAGGGAUGAAAACAGGUAUUGUUGGAAGAACAGGAUGUGGUAAAUCAACUUUGAUACAGGCACUUUUCCGGAUAGUUGAACCUACCGCUGGUUGUAUUGUGAUUGAUGGCAUUGAUAUUUCAACAAUUGGACUCCAAGAUUUGAGAUCAAGACUAAGCAUUAUACCUCAAGAUCCAACCAUGUUUCAAGGAACUAUUCGAAGCAAUUUAGACCCACUUGAGCAGUACACAGAUGAACAAAUAUGGGAUACUUUAGACAUGUGUCAACUCGGAGAUGAGGUGAGGAAGAUGGAUCAGAAGUUGGAUUCUAGAGUUCAUGAGAAUGGGGAGAACUGGAGCAUGGGUCAGAGACAACUAGUUUGCCUUGGACGAGUACUACUCAAGAAAAGCAAGGUGUUAGUCCUUGAUGAAGCAACUGCCUCAGUUGACACAACCACCGAUAAUCUUAUCCAGCAAACUCUUAAGCACCAUUUUUCUGAUUGUACCCUCAUUAUCAUUGCACAUCGCAUUACUUCAGUUCUUGACAGCGAUAUGGUCUUGCUUCUUAGUCAAGGAUCCGUCGAAGAGUAUGAUUCUCCUAUGAGGUUGUUACAUAACAAGUCAUCCUCAUUCUCAAAACUUGUAGCAGAGUAUACAUCAAGGUCCCCUAAUUCAAAUGCCAACCUUUUAGACUACUCUGACUCAUGAUCACUACAUUUCUUAGGCACAAUGCGUGUCAACUGUCAUGUACAUGUACUUCUAAAAUUGAACUUGCGAAAUUUAAUUUGAGGUAUCUCUAUUAUAUAAGGGAAGGGGUGAGAGAAUGAUGUCCACAUAAAAUACCUAUAAUACCCUUUUAGUAAGGUUAUAAUUGUAAAAGGAAAACAAUUACUCUAUCAUCUCUAUAAUGAAAUUUUGCACACAUCGUGUGCAUAUAGCGCUAGUACCGUUUAUAUGCCAAAGCUUUCCACUUAAUUUUAACAU
Chenopodium quinoa (quinoa) is the source of this 4398-nucleotide messenger RNA. RefSeq names its product ABC transporter C family member 3-like. The transcript has 10 exons. Lineage: Eukaryota; Viridiplantae; Streptophyta; Magnoliopsida; Caryophyllales; Amaranthaceae. Gene Ontology annotation, biological process: transmembrane transport. The record is from RefSeq and is a predicted model, not a curated record. The coding region runs from base 163 to 4122 and encodes 1319 amino acids. Gene Ontology annotation, molecular function: ABC-type transporter activity; ATP binding; ATP hydrolysis activity. Gene Ontology annotation, cellular component: plant-type vacuole; vacuolar membrane.